UUAGUUUGGCUCCCACCAAGGCACCGGAAACAGAAGCUUCCAGAGAUUGAAGCAUAUGAACUGAUGGGACAGGAGGGCUUCCUUCCUGCCUGUGUCCUGGACGGCUGGAGGCUCCGGCCUGGGACCUGCAUUGAGCCUCGAGCUGUAGUGAGGAAGGACCCCCCGGGCCUGUAAAGCAGAGUGCUGGAGCAGCUGCUCCCCGAGCUCACAGGGCUGCUCAGCCUCCUGGACCACGAGUACCUCAGCGACACCACCCUGGAGAAGAAGAUGGCCGUGGCCUCCAUCCUGCAGAGCCUGCAGCCCCUCCCAGCAAAAGAAGUCUCCUACCUGUACGUGAACACAGCUGACCUCCACUCCGGGCCCAGCUUCGUGGAGUCCCUCUUUGAAGAAUUUGACUGUGACCUGAGUGACCUUCGGGACAUGCCAGAGGACGAUGGGGACCCCGGCAAAGGAGCCAGCCCUGAGCCAGCCAAGAGCCCAUCUCUGAGACAUGCAGCCGACCUGCCUCCACCGCUCCCCAAUAGGCCUCCACCAGAGGAUUACUAUGAGGAGGCCCUUCCCCUAGGGCCGGGCAAGUCCCCCGAGUACAUCAGCUCCCACAGUGCGGCUCUUACUGGCAAUCCCGCAGACGGCUGCAGCCCAGCCCACUCCAUCGUGGAUGGCUACUACGAGGACGCAGACAGCAGCUACUCCACAACCAGGAUGAAUGGGGAGCUGAAGAGCUCCUACAAUGACUCUGACGCAAUGAGCAGCUCCUACGAGUCCUAUGACGAGGAGGAAGAGGAAGGGAAGGGGCCGCAGCCCACGCACCAGUGGCCCUCGGAGGAGGCCUCCAUGCACCUGGUGAGGGACUGCAGGAUAUGUGCCUUCCUGCUGCGGAAAAAGCGCUUCGGGCAGUGGGCCAAGCAGCUGACCGUCAUCAAGGAAGACCAGCUCCUGUGUUACAAAAGCUCCAAGGACCGGCAGCCACAUGUGAGGCUGGCGCUGGAUGUCUGCGGCGUCAUCUACGUGCCCAAGGACAGCCGGCACAAGAGGCACGAGCUGCGCUUCUCGCAGGGGGCCACUGAGGUCUUGGUGCUGGCACUGCAGAGCCGGGAGCAGGCCGAGGAGUGGCUGAAGGUCAUCCGAGAGGUGAGCAAGCCCAUCGGGGGAACCGAGGGGGCAGACGUGCCCAGAUCCCCAGUCCUCCCGUGCAAGCUGGACCUAGACAAGAGGCUGUCCCAAGAGAAGCAGACCUCAGACUCCGACAGCCUGGGCAUGGGUGACAACUGUUCCACCCUCGGCCACCGGGAGGCCUGUGAACAUGGCAAAGGGAAGAAGAGCAGCCUGGCAGAGCUGAAGGGCUCAAUGAGCAGGGCUGCAGGCCGCAAGAUCACCCGCAUCAUCGGCUUCUCCAAGAAGAAGGUGCUGGCUGAUGACGUGCAGAUGCCCUCCACCGAGGAGGUUCCAUGCUGUGGCUAUCUGAACGUGCUGGUGAACCAGGGCUGGAAGGAACGCUGGUGCCGCCUGAAUGGCAACACUCUGUAUUUCCACAAGGACCGCACAGACCUGCGGACCCACGUGAACGCCAUCGCCCUCCGUGGCUGUGAGGUGGCCCCGGGCUUUGGGCCCAGACACCCAUUUGCCUUCAGGAUUCUGCGCAACCGGCAAGAGGUCACCAUCUUGGAGGCAAGCUGCUCAGAGGACAUGGGCCGCUGGCUGGGGCUGCUGCUGGUGGAGAUGGGCUCCAAAGUGACUCCCGAGGCGCUGCACUAUGACUACGUGGACGUGGAGACCUUGACCAGCAUCGUCAGCGCGGGGCGCAACUCCUUCCUAUAUGCAAGAUCCUGCCAGGAUCAAUGGCCUGAGCCCCGUGUCUAUGAUGAUGUUCCUUAUGAAAAGAUGCAGGACCAGGAGCCUGAGCGUCCCACUGCGGCCCACGUGAAGCGCCACGCCUCCUCGUGCAGUGAGAAGUCCCAUCGGGUGGACCCGCAGGUCAAGGUGAAGCGCCACGCCUCCAGUGCCAAUCAAUACAAGUACGGUAAGAACCGAGCUGAGGAGGAUGCCCGGAGGUACCUGGUAGAAAAAGAGAAGCUGGAGAAAGAGAAAGAGACGAUCCGGACCGAGCUGAUGGCACUGAGGCAGGAGAAGAGGGAGCUGAAGGAAGCCAUUCGGAGCAGCCCAGGAGCAAAGGUAAAGGUUCUGGAGGAGGCGGUGGCCGCCCUGGAAGCUCAGUGUCGGGGGAAGGAGGAACGCCGGAUCGACCUGGAGCUGCGGCUGGUGGCUGUGAAGGAACGCUUGCAGCAGUCCCUGGCAGGGGGCCCGGCCCUGGGGCUCUCCGUGAGCAGCAAGAAGAAGAGUGGGGAAACUGCAAAUAAACCCCAGAACAACGCCCCAGAGCAACCUCUCCCUGUCAACUGUGUUUCUGAGCUGAGGAAGAGGAGCCCACCCAUCGUAACCUUCAACCAAGGAAGGGUACUACAGAAAGCCAAGGAAUGGGAAAUGAAGAAGACCUAGAAAGAGGAUGAGGAUUUCAUUCCAAAGGAAAUACCAGAUUGUCCAUCUAAGGCAGAAAUGCUUUUUUCACAAGGAGAUACCAGAAGACUGGAAGUAGUCUCUACUCUCCGGGGCACCCAGAAGACCAGCCUUUACUGUCUGCAUGAUUAUAGGGGAAUUGGGGAGGGAAGAGGUAGAAGGGAAGAGGGAAAUGGAGGGCGUCCUUAUAACUUUACAGAGGGUGGAAAAUGGGGGCGGAGGGAGAUAGAAAUCUGCACUGUUGUAAAGGUUUUGUUAAAUGUCUUGGCCUUCCCUUCUGAGGAAGAAAUGAAAGCACAUGUGAAUAAGCCAUUCCAUCCCAUUCUCAGCAUCCCAUUCCCAGUCCUUAGGGCAGAGGAAGGCAGUGCUGAAGCAUCGUGGUGCAGGGCGAAGAGAAGAAACUUGGUCAUUCGAUCACAUCUGCGCCAACUGGAUUCAUGUUGGGCAUUACUGACCACCUCUGGGCAAGAUAAAUAGGCUGAAAAAUCAAUAGAAUUAUCCCUGCCCGCAUAAAGGUGAACAAAAGCUAUAGAAACAAGCAAAUUCUACAAUCAUUCCUUAUUCGCUUUAGAACUCAGCAGAUGCAGCUACCGGAACCCCAGAUUUGAAUUGUUUUCAAAUCAGAAAUCUGAGUAUGCAGCAGGCAAAGAGAGGUUCAGCAGCUGACAUAAUUUAACCUCACAGUGAUACUCAGUGACAGCAUGGAUGUCUAAUGUCCACAGGAUGUUGUAGGCUUUGUAGGGUGGGGUUAUUUGCUGUCAAUCAAGUCCUUUAUUUUAUAUGACAUUCAGGCUCCAGGAGCUAUGGUUAGAAAUCCAGGUGACACGCUUUAUGUCUUUAUCUUUAUCUUGCACUCUGAGGCCCACCCGUCUGCCCUUCCGUAUCUGUUGUCAAGUAAAACUAUCAGGGAGAACCAAGAGGAUGGUGGCUCACUUCUGCCACAUGGGUGCUAAGCCUUUUAUAAACACUUGACACUGUCAUAGGGGAGCAAGGACCUCAAGUCCUAGGCAGUCUCCUUGCUGUGCCACUCAGUACUUUCUCACCACUGUAGGCACUUUAUAGGUCGUUACCACAUUUCCCUCCAAUAAAGAAAAAACCA
Messenger RNA from Ceratotherium simum simum (southern white rhinoceros), 3613 nucleotides. Lineage: Eukaryota; Metazoa; Chordata; Mammalia; Perissodactyla; Rhinocerotidae. The record is from RefSeq and is a predicted model, not a curated record.